UGCGGCGCUGUCUCUCCACUCUCACGUGUCCUUCUCACGGUCACGGAUCAGAUCGUGGAUUUGGCUCAGACUCAGUGUCAGAGCCAUGGCUGUGCAGGUGUCUGAGUCGGAUCAGAUCAAACAGUUUAAAGAGUUCCUGGGGACCUACAACAAAGUGACAGAAAACUGCUUCAUGGACUGUGUCAAAGACUUCACCACCAGAGACGUCAAACCAGAGGAGUCGAGCUGCUCGGAGUCAUGUCUACAAAAGUACCUGAAGAUGACCCAGAGGAUCUCAAUGAGGUUCCAGGAGUAUCACAUCCAACAGAAUGAGGCACUGGCGGCCAAGGCGGGGCUCCUGGGGCCGCGGUGAUGUCAUCAGGAGGAAGGCAGGGCUCCUGGGACAGGCCUCAUCAUGUGACCUCUGUACAGUUUCAUGUUUGUGUGUUUUUUUAUGAUUUUCAUGUGAAUAAAAGUAUGAA
This is a messenger RNA of Periophthalmus magnuspinnatus, 461 nucleotides long. RefSeq names its product translocase of inner mitochondrial membrane 9 homolog (gene timm9). The record is from RefSeq and is a predicted model, not a curated record. The transcript has 4 exons. NCBI's taxonomy places the organism in Eukaryota, Metazoa, Chordata, Actinopteri, Gobiiformes, Gobiidae. Bases 86 to 352 code for a protein of 88 amino acids.